Messenger RNA from Candida dubliniensis CD36, 960 nucleotides. It is a transcript of the gene GAL102, whose product is annotated as Gal102p. Bases 1 to 960 code for a protein of 319 amino acids. The record is from RefSeq and is a predicted model, not a curated record. NCBI's taxonomy places the organism in Eukaryota, Fungi, Ascomycota, Pichiomycetes, Serinales, Debaryomycetaceae. The transcript has a single exon. Gene Ontology annotation, biological process: nucleotide-sugar metabolic process. Gene Ontology annotation, molecular function: dTDP-glucose 4,6-dehydratase activity.
AUGACAAUAUCAUUCGACAAAAGAAUAGUUGUUACUGGUGGAGCUGGGUUUAUUGGUAUACAUUUCCUAUACUAUAUGGUGAAGAAAUAUCCCAAUAUUCACUUUACCUGCAUUGAUAAACUAAACUAUGCCAGCAAUGUUUCUGAAAUCGAAAAACUUAAGGAAUACUCCAACUUUGAAUUUAUUCACUUGGACCUAUCAGAUAAUCUAGACAACCUCCUCAAAAUUACCAAAAAUACCACUGACAUCAUAAAUUUCGCAGCAGAAUCAUCUGUUGAUCGGUCAUUUGAAGAUCCAGUCUACUUUACCAAGAAUAAUAUACUAGCUACCCAAAACUUAUUGGAAUGCCAUCGACUAAAUCCAGGUAUCGGGUAUUUUUUGCAUAUUUCCACUGACGAAGUUUAUGGUGAUGUUUAUGAAGGUACCAAUAAAGAGAAUGCAGCCAUGAAUCCAACUAACCCAUAUUCUGCCAGUAAGGCAGCUAUUGAUUUGAUAAUAAAAUCAUAUCAAUAUUCAUACAAGUUACCAAUCACAGUACUUCGACCUAAUAAUGUAUAUGGACCAUUACAAUAUCCAGAAAAAAUCAUCCCAUUGACUAUACAGUGUAUAAACGAAAAAACACCAAUCCCAGUACAUGGUAAGGGAACUAACAAAAGAAAAUACUUGUAUGUUCUUGAUCUUGUGCAGGCUAUUGAAACUGUGUGGAUCAAAACCCCCCUAACAGUAAAUCAAAUUUAUAAUAUUGGUGGUACUGAUGAAUUGGAUAAUAUAAGUUUAAUCAAACUUAUAAUGGAGAUAUUUGGCCCUGGUGAAAUCCAAUUUAUCAAAGAUCGAAAUUACAACGACACUAACUAUUCCAUAGAUACAACAAAAAUCUAUAAUUUGGGAUGGUCUCCUAAAAUAUCUAUUGUUCAAGGUUUAAGAUUGUGCAAACAACCGCUUGACUUCCCCAUCGAAUAA